AGCAAUGGAGUGGGUUGCAUCGUCGAACCACGAUCGAAACAUAAUUAUUGCAGUUCAGCAAUAUACCACACUGGCAUCUGUAGUGUGUUGCAGCGUUAUCUGCCUUUCAUUAUUACCGCAGCUAGUGCACAGCAUCACACAGGAACAGUUGGAGAAAACAGCCCGGACCUUCCGACAGGUUUGCCAGCCGAAGCAUAAAAUAUCGGACGAAGUAGCAGAUGCAGUUAAUCGUGGUGUGUUUGCUGAUACGAAAGAUUUUAAAUGCUAUGUGAGUUGUCUGCUGGUGGGGGGAAAGGUGAACUACGAAAAAUCGCUCAAACAAAUUGACACGAUGCUUCCGGACCACAUGAAGCCGGCGUUUCGGGCCGGAUUAGAAGCGUGCAAAUCGGCCGCCCAAGGAGUUAAGGACCACUGUGAGGGGGCCGCAAUACUAUUGCAGUGCUUUUACAAGUGUUAUGGGCCAACCUGAUGAUCCCGUAGAUCGCUACCGAGGACACUCAUCGGGCGUAGAUCGAAGUGUGUGUGCGAUCUAUCGGGAGGUCAGCGAACGCGCGCUCGGCACGAUGCGUGAGUGCCGAUCGAGGAGAAAGAUAUGGCGCGCGCUUGAGAAAGGUCGUGGAACAAAGUGGUAGCAAAAUUGUUUACGAGUUAUUAAUAAUAAACAAAGACUUUCCAAUCCCAUCGUUUUGAAGGAAGUAACGCGUUAACGUUUCUUAGCGUUCUUCGAAAGAAAACGAAAAUAUAACAGUGGCGACGAGUUGAAAAAAAAAGACUUUUUCAGUGCAGUGAAGUUUAGUACGAAAGGCAUUGUUAAAGUGUUCGCGUGUGAAGUGCAUCCUUUACCGGAAAAGAGAGGCAAUUUCAUCGAAGCGGCAUUAAAAUGUUUAAUCCCGAAGGCGAUGCCGAGAUGGAUGAGCAGCGACGUUUGUCUCUGAACGGUGCAAGGGCUCUGAACCCGGGCUUUGUUCAGCCAACGCAAAGUGCACCGAUGCAACCAGCACAACCGCCAUCGCAAAAUCCCGUUGCUUCAUCGGCACAAGCAGGACUGGCCAUGAACGGUUCUGAAACGGGAAUGUUUUUGCAAAUGCUGAAUCUUAUGCAGCAGCAAAUGCAGCAGCAGCAGCAACAGCUAUCUCAGCAGCAACAAAUGAUGGCACACAUGAUGCAACAAACACCACACACGACAGCGCAGCCCCAACAACAAGUCCAGCAGG
Molecule: messenger RNA, 1214 nt
Organism: Anopheles coluzzii
Lineage: Eukaryota; Metazoa; Arthropoda; Insecta; Diptera; Culicidae
Product: general odorant-binding protein 72-like
Exons: 4
Coding region: 5-469 (154 amino acids)
Biological process (GO): sensory perception of smell; olfactory behavior
Cellular component (GO): extracellular region
Molecular function (GO): odorant binding; dibutyl phthalate binding
Source: RefSeq, a predicted model, not a curated record